UGUAAGUUAGGUCAGCAGAUGUCAGUGCGAUACAUAUCGCCGUGGAGUAGAGGUUUGCUUACGAUUAUUCGCUGGAAUAUAAUCUCCGAAAAGAAUGGGUAAUUAUAUCGCCACUUAUAUCACCAAACCCGACGUGAUGCCCGUUCCCGAGGGACCACCGACGUUCGACCCGAUGUUGGGAUUUCCAACUGGCCGAAAACCCAGGGAGAUGUUGGUGUCAGAAGAAGACAUGAUAGCUGCGAAGAUCCCACGCGAUAGACGUGAUUACUGUGCUCACAAGUAUAUGGAUCUUCUACAGUGUCACAGAAUACAUUACCCUGUCAUGUUGAAGUGUGCAUAUGAGAAACACGAAUAUUCACGUUGUCGGGCUAACGAUACGAUCUUAAGACUGAAGGAGUACGAAAGGGAACGUCGUCUGCUUGAGAGAAGGAAGAGGAUACAACAGAAACAAGCAGCCGCUGCUUAAAAGACGACUUCUAUAGAAUUUCAAUAAAUCGGUUUUUGUCGUGUCAACUUAGGGUGUUAUAAGUAAAAAUGGAGUAAUUGCUCUAGUGUUGUAUAUUCACACACACACAUAUAUAUAUAUAUAUGAUAUUAAUAAAUUGUAUAGCAAUAGAUUUUC
Molecule: messenger RNA, 622 nt
Organism: Dinoponera quadriceps
Lineage: Eukaryota; Metazoa; Arthropoda; Insecta; Hymenoptera; Formicidae
Gene: ND-B18
Product: NADH dehydrogenase [ubiquinone] 1 beta subcomplex subunit 7
Exons: 3
Coding region: 95-466 (123 amino acids)
Cellular component (GO): mitochondrion
Source: RefSeq, a predicted model, not a curated record